CUGCUGAGCCGAGUAACCUCGUUAACACAGAGACCCUCAAGAGAGUGGGUCUGGAAAAGUCUGACUUCCGUAACUAGGAGUGAAAUUAAACCUAAAUUGGUAUAUUAAACUCUUACCAAAUCGUUUUAAAAGUGUAUCAAUAUUGUAAACGAAGGUUUUAAAUUUACUCAAUUCCAAAGAAAAAGGCCUACACGUCAAUUCCGGAUUAGCGAUUAUUUGCUUGCCCGUGUUUUAGGGACAUUGGAAAUGCGCUUCAAUGGCGCUUGGCCAGAUGGAUUUGCAAAAUCGCAAAUUUGACGACGAAAGUUCGUAUAGGUAGCCUAUUCCCAGGGGCCGCAAAGACUGGCAUUGCUGGCAUCGGCUCCGUCGUGUAAGUUAGUUUUCUAUUUUUAACCUCCAGGUACACUUUGCAUGUCGCGGCAGACCUGUUUGCUGUCUGGCCACAUUUUUGCACAUGGCAACAUGGUUGAUAUGGCGCCACACCAUCAACAAGAUUGUAGGCUAUCCAAUAUCGACACAUAGGGACUUGCCCAGUGAAACAUUAAACCCUUAGCCUUACGUUUCGAAAACGGAUGAAUGGAAACCGAAAGCAGUCAUGCACUAGGCUGCUGUAUACUAUCAGUUCAGCGCAGACUACAGUAAGAGUAGCCGAUUCACCCACAGUAGCCUAUGAAUAUUUUGAUUACAAGGACAUACAAUGACUGUUGAUACGGAUGACAACAACCUCAUCUUGCUGAUAAACGAAUGUUUUCGCAACACAUUGCGGCGGCUUAUCCGCAUCGUGCCUGUUUUAGAUCACAUUACUUUCUUGGAGAGGGAACAAAAAGAACGGAUCAUCAACAAGGCAAGAAAUGACUGCAAUCAAACUGCAGUCGAUCUCCUUAUUGACACCAUCGUGGCAGGUCCCCGUCAGCCUGGAUGGUCGCGGGAGUUCGUGGAUGCACUCUUAUUCGCGGGGUGCACGUACGCGGCUCAAAUAGUGGGUAUGGAGAAGUUGCCCAGUCCGUCGCUGGAGGCGGAGAACGACUGCUGUGUCAAGCUGAUCGAAAUUAUGGGCCCGAGUUUGCUGGCGAUGAAGACGACAGAUGUGUGUGAGACCUGUUACCAGAGCAACCUCAUCACGGAACUGGACAGGCAGAACAUCUUAGCCGAGACAACCAAUAACGGACCCAUGGCUGGCGCUCGCCUUCUGCUCCACAGAAUCGUCCUGCGGCCUCCGGGGUGGUUCUCUGACUUCCUCGAGGUGCUGAACAAGACGGAGCAUGCUGAUUUGGUCGCGGAACUCACCGGAACCAAGCCCGUCGCUCCUGAUGUCUGCGUAGCUCCAAAGGUCUGCCUCACGCUGCGUCCGUACCAGCUGACCGUGGCCCAGCCUGCCCUGCAGGGUGCCAACAGCAUCGUGUGCCUGCCCACGGGCAGUGGCAAGACCUGCGUGGCCGUCUACGUGGCCAAAGAGCACCUGGACCGGCGCCGCCAGCAGGGGGCGCCAGGGAAAACCGUGGUCAUCGUCAACAAGGUGGUGCUGGUGGAGCAGCAUUUCAUCGAGUUUGGCAAGUACCUGAAGGAAAACUAUCGUCUGGAACAGGUCAGCGGAGACUCGCCCAACAGACAGGCCUUCGCCAACACCCUAACAGGACAUGAUAUCAUCAUUUGCACCGCUCAGAUCCUGCUGAACGCCCUGCUCGACACAGAGGAUGGAAUCAGCCUCUCUGACAUCACUCUGCUGGUAGUGGACGAGUGCCACCACACUCAUAAAGGGGACGUGUACCAGCAGAUCAUGGUGCACUACCUGGGCCACAAGAUGGCCAACAUGAAGAGGAAGAAGAUGGGCAAAGAUGUGAUGCUCCUCCCCCAGAUCCUGGGAUUGACAGCUUCUCCUGGAGUGGGAAAGGCCAAGAAUAGGGAGAAAGCACAGAAGCACAUUAUCAAAAUCUGUGCUAACCUGGAUGCAUCCGUCCUUAUGACUGCUCCUCUGGGGGAACACAGCCAGGACAGACAGAAGGACAUUAUCAUGGCCGAGAGACGCACACAGGAUCCUUUUGGUGAUGUCAUCCGGCACGUGAUGCAGAGCAUUCAGGAGCAUGCCCAGUUGAAGCCCAGCGUGGAGACCGGCACGCAGCGCUACGAGCAGUGGGUCGUGGAGGAGGAGAAGCACGCCGCCAAGGAUGGGAACCAGCGGAGGCGUGCGUGCGCGGAAUACCUCCGUCAGUACAACGAGGCGCUGAUUCUAAGCAACACCAUCCGCAUGUGCGACGCAUACCACCUGCUAUCCUCCUUCUACCACCAGGAGCGCAGGAAGAAGGAGGGCAUCGCCCAGACAGACACCGACAACUUCCUCUUCAAACUCUUCGAUGACAGUCAGAGGAGGUUGGAAGAUUUCUCGAAACAGCCGGAGUAUGAGAACAACGUUCUGUCUGAGCUGCGCACUGUCAUCCUGAAGAAGUUCUCUGGGCCGGACGAGGAGGUACGCGGGAUUAUCUUCACAGAGACACGUCUCAGCGCCCAGGCCCUGCACAGCUGGAUCCAGGAGAACAGCAAGUUUGCGGACAUGGAGGUGCGGUCCAGUUACCUGAUUGGUGCAGGAGACCAGAGCGCCGUCAAGCCAAUGACUGCCAGUGAGCAGAGGGACGCCAUCAGGAAGUUUAACAGUGGAGAGGUCAACCUGCUCAUCGCCACCACAGUGGCAGAGGAGGGCCUGGACAUCCAGAAGUGCAACAUCGUCAUCAGAUACUGUCUGGUCACCAGUGAGAUUGCCAUGAUUCAGGCGAGAGGGCGUGGGCGGGCCGAUGGCAGCAGCUACAUUGUGAUUGGUGUCGAGGGCUCAGGGGUGGCGGAGCGCGAGCGACUCAACGAGUGGAAAGAGAACCUGAUGCAAAGGGCCAUCCAGGGCGUCCAGCAGAUGGAUGAAGCAACAUAUAAAGACAAGGUGAUGGGUGAUCAGCUUGAAGCGUUGAUGGAGAAGAAGCUUCGUCAGAGGAAGAGUGACGAGAGAGUGAGGAGGCUAUUGCCCCCCUCGGCUGUCAAGUUCCGUUGCCGCGGUUGCGAGGUGGUGGCGUGUGAGGGCACGGACAUUGAGGUCAUCGAGGACGCACAUCAUGUCAACCUCACCGAGGACUUUCGGUCCAAAUUUAACAUCAACGCCAACUCAUCUUAUGGAGAUGGAGAGAUGACAGCACACUGCGAGGCUGAGAAGUACAUGUCGUGCAAGAAAUGUGGAGAGUUCUGGGGUCCAGAGAUGUGCCACAGGCUCCUGGAGUGCCCCUGCCUGAGCAUCCGCGGCUUCGUGGUGAUGCAGGGUGACCGGCGGGAGACGCUGGAGUCCUGGACAGACCUGCCCGUCCAGUUCCCAGAGUUCAACUACUGCGCCCAUGCGUCAGAGUUCGUGGGUGAUGAGACAGAGGACAUCUGAGUGCCUGUGUGUGUGUGUGUGUAGCAAUCUUAGAUGAGAUGUGCAAUCAAUAUUUAUACACUUUGCAAAGCUGUGUGAGGUCACAUUCAUCUUAGAGCGCAGUUUCAGUUUUUCACUUCUUCUGUGGCCUCUGCAGCUCAAUUUCUAUUAUAGCAAAGUAAAGAAGGAAUGUAUCUCUGUUUUAAAUAUGGUGUUUGGUACAUCUGAUACACCAGUAUCACAAUAAAUGUGUGCCUGGUUGAGGGCAGUGUCUGUGUAUCUGUGUGUGCCUGUGUGUGUGUGUGUGUGUGUGUGUGUGUGUGUGUGUGUGUGUGUGU
This is a messenger RNA of Alosa alosa (allis shad), 3726 nucleotides long. RefSeq names its product interferon-induced helicase C domain-containing protein 1-like. The record is from RefSeq and is a predicted model, not a curated record. The coding region runs from base 698 to 3409 and encodes 903 amino acids. Gene Ontology annotation, molecular function: zinc ion binding; double-stranded RNA binding; single-stranded RNA binding. The transcript has 14 exons. Lineage: Eukaryota; Metazoa; Chordata; Actinopteri; Clupeiformes; Clupeidae. Gene Ontology annotation, cellular component: cytoplasm. Gene Ontology annotation, biological process: positive regulation of interferon-beta production; innate immune response; response to virus.